UGUCUUUCCAAGAUGCCCCCUCCCUUGGACUAGGAUUCAGAGCAUAGUCUUCUGCGUCGGGUGAUUCGUAAUUGGUGAUUCAACCGGACGGAGCACAGCAUCUCACCCGCUCUUAAGCUUCAUCACAACCUCUAACCAGGCUCUUGGGUAUGCGUUUCCGCGUCUAUGGCUGCUCGAUUGGCUGGGCGACCGCUAUAUGUAGCUGUCGUGUACGCCGUUUUUUGUCAAAUGCAAAGGGCAAACCGCGCACCGCAACAUCGAGGGGCAUGUCAGCCAUGGAAUCACAGCUGAGACCUGGUCAUCGGAGGCGGACGACACAAACUAGUGUCCACACAUACUGCGACCCAGACUACCAAUCGAAGUAUUCCUUUUCAGCCUUACCGCUCAUCACACCAGUUGAAAAUGAUGGGGAUCGAGGGGAUCGUGAUGAUUCCACUAUUUGUCUUAUGGGGCGCCAUUGUUCUUCUGCAGGCUUAUGCCAGGGUAGGACAGGAGAAGCGCUGCUUUCUCACUGUUGCGCCCCACCGCGCUCUUCUGUUUACCACAUCCGCAUCUGGCCACUCUUCCAAUUACAGAUAUCAGGGUACGUACCUGCCAUGGUGACACCAGCUCACCGCCUAAGUACUGGCGUCUCCUUGUAGUGCGGCGAGAAAGAUGGGGCUCCCAAAGCACUCACCACCCCGUUAGACAGCUUCUAUGAACUAAUGCCAAACAGGCCCUGAUGGCUCAAUCUUCACGAAGGGAUGCCUCGAGAGGGACCGCCACAAUCUGUCUCAGUGAUGUAUGCAGGAAAUAAGUGUAAUGGUCAUGGCUUCAAUGGAUUGACGUUGGAUUUGGCGACUAUACCUUGCGACUUGUGUGACUAAGGCAUAGUUCAACGCGCGCUCUGAUAUACCUUGAGCGAUGCCUAUGAAAUUCUU
Alternaria alternata is the source of this 920-nucleotide messenger RNA. RefSeq lists its product as hypothetical. Lineage: Eukaryota; Fungi; Ascomycota; Dothideomycetes; Pleosporales; Pleosporaceae. The coding region runs from base 150 to 641 and encodes 163 amino acids. The record is from RefSeq and is a predicted model, not a curated record. The transcript is spliced from 2 exons.